AUGUCGUUGAAUGGCCUUGACGAUGCUCCCGUCACCGAAGCAUAUCAAUCCGCUCUGACCGAGGCGGGCGGCUGGUUCUUGCUGAAGUAUGCGUCCAGAGACGCCGUCGAGAUAUUCAACUUUGGCUCCGGUGGCCUGAGCGAAGCACGCGCAGCCCUGCUCGACUACGACGAGAAAUCCCCGCUGUACGGCUUCCUGCUAUUCAGGCGCCGCAAGGUCCUACUCAAAUACGUGCCCCAGGGCACCUCGCGAUUGCUACAAGCUCGCGUCACCGUCCAUUUUACCGAAAUCGAAGAGAAGUUCACGCCGCACGACUCCGUCUUCAGCUUCACAACCCCGCAGGAGCUUUCCGACCAUGCCCUUUCAGCAGCGAACUCGCUGCACACGGCAGCCCCGUCUACAAGCGCGUCAUCCACGAGCUCCAAGAAAAAGUUGGAUGGAAUAGAUGAGGACGCGGAGGAGGGCCAGGGAACGAGUGGGAAGGGCGAGGGUGCUGCAUUGGAACGGACGGAGACAGUGGCAUCAGCAGCAAAGGUGGAAGCAGCGCCCGAUACGGCAUCAAUAAGGUCCCGUCCAUUCUCGCCUACCGGAUACGAAGAGAGGCGGCCCGAGACGCCAGGAACGUCUGGGGGCGACGCCAGCUCUGUGAUCGCCAGUCCGAGGGGUUACGCACAGUCGGUCAGAUCCUUUAAAUCUCUCAAUCACUUCGACCACCAGCACUACGACGACCCGAACCGCCGCUCCUCCUCGCAGACUGCCCGCGCCGACCUCGACUUCUCCUACCUCUACAAACCGAAGGUUAAGCUCGGUCCCCGCCCUACUCAGGAGCCGCAUUCGCACGCGGCCGAGUCCAAGAGCGCAAAGCUCCCUGCGAGCCUGAAGGCGGCCGUACGCAGCAAGGGGAGCUCUUCCAGGCCCAAGUCCAGGGAUUCGAGUACGGUGCCCAGCUCAGGCUUCCCGCCCCCGCCGCCCGUUCCCACGAUUCUAGAGAUGCCCGCCACGACCCCUGCGCGCCCCACAUCCAGUACCGGCGCCAAGUCGAGUUCAAAUUCCGUUAAGUCUCCAGGCAUAACCCCGGAAAAGCAGCGCUUGAAGCGCGCAGUUGAGCUUCGGAAGAAACAGAAGGCCGCGCAGCUAGCGAGACAGAAGUCAAGCGAAAAGCAUGACCCCGAUGCCACGGCAGGUGCCGAGGAUAAGGAGGAUUCAGCGGGGGAGAAGGCGCCAGAGGCGGAGGGGGACGAUAUUGCAUCGCAUCGCGAAACGACGUCCAGCACGGAUUCGGGGUCGACUUUAAAGCCUGAUGAGGCUCUAGGAACGCCCGACCACACUAAGGCUGACUCCGGCGUGCAAUUGAUGAUCAGUGGAGCCGGAGAUGAAGAAGACGCUCGGCCUCCCACUCCUGUCGCGUCCUCCCCAAUAUCCGUUCAGGAGUCGUCCAAUCCGUCGUCCACGCGCCCCUCGUCCAUCUCAGAUGGUGGCGAACACAAGGAAGAGCUGGACGCGGACGAGCAGGCAGAGGUUGCCUUGCCACACGACGGGGCUGCGGAAACUUCGCUCGGUCUUCCAUCGGCGGCGGAGCCAGCGCCAGCGCGGGCCUCCGGUGCCGAGCAUCCCAAUCGGGAUGUUUCAUCAUCUCCUGACAGGGGGGCGACGGGAGAACAUCAAACAGCGGCCGCCAAGGGCCCGGAAUCGUCAGAGGAUUUUACCACGGCACUGCCGUCUUCCUCUUCCCUUCCAGAACGCCGCUCCACCACGAAGAGCAAGCGUCGAGUUCCCGUCGACCCCAUCCGUGUCGAGCCCGGCGCGGAAAGUUCCGACGACGACUGUGACUACCUGUCCGACGACUCCCUGAUGGAGGAACUCCAGAGUGCGACGGUCGAAGAGGCCAAGCCAAUGUCCGUAUCCAAAUCGCCCAUCAUGUCUAUUUUCCCCCGUCGGAGAUCCCAGACUUCAACACAAUCAACAACAUCGACUGAGCAUCGCGUUAACUCCAACCCUCUUUCCAUGUGCAGGACGGUCACCCCGACCCGGCUUUCUCCUUCGCCCGAAAGCCAGCUCGGCGUCGGCCAGCGCUCUUUUUCCGCAUCGUACGCGAGUGAGGCGCAGCACGAAGCGCCGCUAGUCAAAAAGAGUAAUGUCUCAUCAGGCAUCUCGCAACGCAUCAAGGCCCUGGCAGAGAAGUCUGCCAAGGAGGGCACCCCGGUGACGCUCCCCAAAGUUGGCUACACCCCGGAACGAGGUGCCAUUAGCAUCGCUCAACGCUCGAACUCUUUCAGGGUAUCGCAUGCCUCCAACGCAGAAAAGCAGUUGAGGCGCCUCAGUAAAUCCUCGUUCAUUUCAGUCCCGCCGCUGGAGCGCCCUGCGUCCAAGGGCGAGAACUCAAGCGACAGCAUCCAGGCUGUUUACAACAAGGAUGCGAACAACAAGACCGAAUCGGUCACCGUGACCGCUCGCAUUGUUCGCUCGCCGCAAACUCCUGGUCAGGAGCUUGAAGACUCGCCCUUGGACCUGCAGCCGAGCCCCAUUUCUGUCGACCACCAGAAGGCCGAUGAGGCUGCCGCUCCGCCGUCCAUUGUCAUCCCUCCCGCCGUCGAAGAAGCUACUUUAUCACCUACCUCCGGCGAUGUUUCUCCCGCGCAACAGUCGAAUGCGCACCUCGAAUCCCCCGCGCAAGCCCUGCCCCGUUCGUCGUCGGAGAGCAGUUGGCGUUCAUUUGGUCGUAGGCGUAGCGAAGCCACCUCGCCGCCACCCAUGUCGCGCAGCCAGUCUGUCAUUAGCCUUGACAGCGUGGCAACCGAAGAGGGAGAGGAGAAGAAAAAGGGAAAUCGGGCGAGCCGGUUACUGAAGCGUAUGAGCAACAGCCUUACCUCAAGCAAAAAGAGCUUGAACCAAAUGAUGAGUUAUGCAGUGCAGGAAGAAGCCCCUCAGCCUAUUGAAGAGGCAAAGGAAUCCCAACCCGGCAUUGAGAUCGGCGAUCUGAAUGUCCAGUUUCCUGACACCCUUCUCUGGAAGAGACGAUGGGUCGAGAUCGACGUUCAAGGCAAUAUCGUCCUUACCCUCUCCAAGGCCAACGAACAAUCCAAAGGUAUCACCAAGCGCUACCACCUUAGCGAAUUCUCAGCCCCCUUUGCUCCUGACCAAGAACGGGAGGAGAUGCCCAACAGCGUUAUGCUUGACUUUCACGAUGGUCGUACGCUGCAGUGUGCUUGCGAGAGCGCUCCCGGACAGACGCGCGUGCUGAGCCUUCUGAGGGAGGCUCACAAGUCCUGGUCUCGUUAA
Molecule: messenger RNA, 3279 nt
Organism: Lasiodiplodia theobromae
Lineage: Eukaryota; Fungi; Ascomycota; Dothideomycetes; Botryosphaeriales; Botryosphaeriaceae
Product: Gpi-anchored cell surface glycoprotein
Exons: 5
Coding region: 1-3279 (1092 amino acids)
Source: RefSeq, a predicted model, not a curated record